AUGUUAGAUGAUUUUAUGAUCACACCAUUUAAGUGGGAGAGUAAAGAAAGUUUCACGGAAGAGGAACUGAAUGAAGUCCGUAAAGAAUGGUAUGAACAUGAAGAUUCCGUGGAGAAAAUAUUUUUUAAUAUUCAUCCUCAUGUAUUAGAAGGAUCAAUGAUGACAAUUAUAGCUAUGAUACUGUUUUUAUCCAAAGUAAAACAAGAGGACCCCAAAAUGGUGGACAUUUCCACUAUCUGUAUUAUCCAUCAAAUUAAGACCAUGCUCCUCAUCUACUGGGGUCUUAUUCUAAUAAUCGGAACCAUGGCCAUUGCAAUUAUAGUUUUCACCUUCGUCAUGAUGCGAAGUUGUGCCAAUCCUCUCCGGUCAUCAUCAUCUCUUCCAAGAUCCACCAGCCGUCGUGGGGAGAAGAGUUCAUCAGCUCGGUUGAACCUCAGCCCUUAUUCAGCUUCCUCGUUCAAGUUUAAGAAAGGGCUGGAAAACGUAGAAGCAACUGAUCAGGUAAUGAUGGAAUGCGUUGUUUGCCUGUCAAGAUUCGAAGAUGAUGAAGACUUACAACAGCUUCAUAGGUGUAAACACUCGUUCCAUGCGCCUUGUAUUGAUAUGUGGAUGUCCUCUCAUUCCAAUUGCCCAAUUUGUCGAACCCCUGUCGAUCGACGGGCUGCUCUUGAUUUCACAUUGGAUGACAACUCCUCCACCAUGGAGGUCUUGACAGAUAUUAGCAUCUCACCUUAA
This is a messenger RNA of Durio zibethinus, 735 nucleotides long. Lineage: Eukaryota; Viridiplantae; Streptophyta; Magnoliopsida; Malvales; Malvaceae. The record is from RefSeq and is a predicted model, not a curated record.